This is a messenger RNA of Orbilia oligospora ATCC 24927, 828 nucleotides long. RefSeq lists its product as uncharacterized. The transcript is spliced from 4 exons. Lineage: Eukaryota; Fungi; Ascomycota; Orbiliomycetes; Orbiliales; Orbiliaceae. The coding region runs from base 1 to 828 and encodes 275 amino acids. The record is from RefSeq and is a predicted model, not a curated record.
AUGGUUUCUAAAGCCAAAGAGUUCGAUACGCUACUGAAAGAGGCUGCGAGUACAGCAUGCUCCGUCUUUCUCAGCGCGAAUAUGGCCACGGAAAAAAGAGCCCGCGAAGAUGUUUUCCGUGAUGCGUUUGUAGAGUACAUAAACGUUAAUGGGAAUCAGAGUGUUAAGGCAAUUGGGACGAAUUACCCCCAAGAAGCAGAUACAGGGGCGGAUGUGAUUAUCACAUUGCCAAAUAAGUCUGAGUUGCGGGGAGGUAAAGAUGUGAUAGUAUUCCUGCAAAUAAAGAGGCUCUACAUAGAUUAUAGAAGCUAUUGCUCUGCAAUAGCCUCGUACCGGGACAAGAAGGGUCAGCUAAACGAAACCAAAUGGGUUGCACGGGAAACGGAUUAUAAGUCAACCAUCGACUCGAAAGAUGAGGUGGAUUUCGAGAAGUGGAAAAUGGCUUCACCUUUCUUCAAUGCUACAUACCAAAGUAAGCAAUCAGGACAACACCAGGGUAAAUUUCAAGUCGUAAGGAUGGCAGAGAAGGUUAAGGAAAUAAACGUUAAGUGGCAAACAAAGGAAAAACCCGCGCCCGUUGCCACGGGAGGAUUCCUUUUAAUCCCAUCCCCGUGGCGGUUAGAGACAGACCCCACUUCUCAGGAAGAUGUGUGGACUAAGGAGCAAAAUACAGAUGUAAAGGUGGUAUCUUUAGACAAGUGCGCGGAAGUGUCAUGGCUGUCGGAUUCUGCGUGGAAGGAUUUGGAUGGUCCCAAGCUGAACAAGAUUUUGAAGUCAAGUGAAGGAAUUGCAGAAGUGUGUCGCUGGGGUAAUGAAGUAAUGAAUUGA